AUGUCGCCGCCGCGGCCGCGGCUAGCUUUAGUCGUCGGGUUAGUUCUGCAACUGGGCGCAGGCAUAUCGAAAGUCUCAGAAGAGUCGGAUACAGACAAGUUCAUGACGAUCGAGGAUGCCGUUAAACAAGAGGGCACCGAAGGUAUCGUACACGAAUGGAGUGGUAUGAUGGUUUGCUGCUCUGCAUCUGUCAUGCUGGCGCUGCUGAUCGGCAACUUCCUCCACGUUUGCCAGGUAAGCAUCAUCAGCGAAUCGAGCGUUAUCAUCCUGGUGGGUUUCCUGCUUGGCACGGUUCUGCCGACAGAUGGGUCUAUCCUGUGUUGGGCAAUGGGAACUGUCGACGUCGAGACGGAGGGCUUGGUGAUGGCUUCCUUCUUGAACCUCUUCCUGCUGCCAGUGAUCAUUUUCGAGGCUGGCUGGUCCAUGAUGCACCGCGACUUCAUCAACCAGCUGCUAACAAUUCUGACGUUUGCAGUGCUCGGCACGCUCAUCUCGAUGCUAGUGGUUGGGAGCCUCAUUCUCUCAACCUGCCACAUUCAUGGGAUUUGCAGCGCACGCACAGCAUUCACCUAUGCAGCCCUGAUCUCGGCAGUAGAUCCCGUGGCCACCCUUGCGACAUAUGCGCAUCUGCAAGUUGACCCUCUUCUCAACAUCAUCGUGUUUGGAGAGUCUGUUGUCAAUGAUGCAGUUGCCAUCGUAUUAUUUCGCGUUCUGAAUAGCUCCGAGAGUUUCGAGGACCUGAGCGUUGGCCAAGUCACUGGUCGCAUUGGAUCCCAGACUACCUUGCUGCUCUUCGGCUCUGUCGGGCUGGGCAUCGCUCUGGGCUUUGUGCUCAUGCUGACUACUCGCUUCUGUCGUUUGGCGGACCAGACCUCUCCUUGUGUACUGUUCGUUUUUGUAUCCAGCUUUUUCAUCUACUGCUUUGCGGAGCGAGUGUGUUCGAUGUCAGGGAUUAUCACCGUGCUGUUCGCUUCCAUGUUUGCUAGCGCUUUCGCAAGGGAGCAGUUCUCCUCAGAGGCCACCAUGUUCUGUGCUUUUGCACUGAAGCAGGCAGCCACUCUAGCCGACAUGGUAGUUUUCCUUUUCGUUGGCAUCACGGCCGUGUACUGCGAUCGCAGAGGCCUAGUCUUCGGAAGUCUCGUCAUCGCCUUCUGCCUUCUUGGAAGAGCAGCUGCCGUGUUGCCGCUUGCACUGCUAACAAACGGUUGCAAGUCUGUGGCUGGCCACUCACUGAGCUGGGAGAAGAGUCUGAGAUUGAACUGGAAGAAGAUCUUCAUGAUGUGGCACGCUGGCUUGCGUGGGGGAAUUGCUUUGGUCCUCACAUUGGAGCUAGAGCCGUGGGUCGAUGAGGGUUCACCUGGCACCAGGGAUACCCUUCGGAAUGCUACAAUUCUGAUCAUUGUCUUUUUUCUGCUCUUUUUCGGGGGCACGACCAAAGUCUUGCUGAAGUGUCUGGGAAUCCCGAUGGAAGGCAAGGCCAAGCCGAUGCACAUCCACCAUGACAACGUCUGGCGCUGCCUACACUACAUAAAACAUAGAGUUCUAUCUAAAGCGUUGGUUCCGGACACCGCGAAAAUGAAUGAGGGCGCCCUUCCUCAGCUGAUGGCGGACUUCGCCGCUGUUGAGAGGAAGGUUUCUUCCGCUUCUCUUCCCGGCGGUAUCCGCUCCUCGAGACUGCCGGUGAUCCCAUCACAGCGUUCCGUGGAUGCCCGGCGUGGUAAUGAUUUGGUCAGCCUCUUCGGAAUGGUGGAUCCGUUGAACGCGAAUGAUUCCGGCUCAGAAUCGGGCACCGACGAGACUGAGGAGAGUGCCACAGAAACAGAUGAGUGA
This is a messenger RNA of Symbiodinium sp. CCMP2456, 1830 nucleotides long. The record is from the annotation of a GenBank genome assembly. NCBI's taxonomy places the organism in Eukaryota, Dinophyceae, Suessiales, Symbiodiniaceae.